Messenger RNA from Strongylocentrotus purpuratus (purple sea urchin), 787 nucleotides. Its product is annotated as caspase-3-like. NCBI's taxonomy places the organism in Eukaryota, Metazoa, Echinodermata, Echinoidea, Camarodonta, Strongylocentrotidae. The record is from RefSeq and is a predicted model, not a curated record. The coding region runs from base 1 to 669 and encodes 222 amino acids. Gene Ontology annotation, molecular function: cysteine-type endopeptidase activity. The transcript is spliced from 4 exons. Gene Ontology annotation, biological process: proteolysis.
AUGUCACAUCAUCAAUUCCCCGUGCAGGAGAUUCGUAGCUUUCUGGACGAGUCUGUAAGCCGAAUAAAUCUAGAAGGAUCCACCCGUCACUCAUCUGUGAUUCUUGUUCUGAUGAGUCAUGGUAACAAACAUGGCAUCAGUGGUACCGACUUGGACGUUGUGACAAUUCAGGAAAUCAAGUCUAAGUUUUCUGGAAGAAAAUGCCCAGCACUCCUCGGAAAACCAAAGAUCUUCUUUAUCCAGGCAUGUCGAGGAAACAUGCCCACGAAGAGCGCUCUUGGCACUGAUGAUCCUAAAAGACUGAUGGGUGACAUCGAUUCUUGUUCAUCAAAGAGACCGACCGACGACGCAUUGGAUAUUGAUGGCGAUGUUCCAGAUAACGCUGAUAUAUAUGUGGCCUACGCCACUUCCGAAGGUUAUUUCUCAAUCCGACAUGACGUGGAUGGUUCCUGGUUCAUACAGAGCUUAUGUGAGGAGUUGAUUGCCCACGUACACAUUGACGAUCUUGACACCAUGAUGAACAGGGUAACAAGACGUGUUACCGGCUUGACGGGUUCUGUAACCGACGACGAAGGAAAUGAGACAAUGACGUUGCAAACCCCAGAUAUAUCCAAGCAAGGCAUCGGAAAGAAGAUUUACUUCAUGCUAAGUUAUCCGCCUUGUUCUUAAGCCCCAUGCAGCUUGACUCACCAACCUCGUUCUGAUGCUGCAUGUAGCUUGACUCAACAACCAGGCCCAUCAUCAGAACCACGCGGUCAUUGUUCAACACAUAGCGAAUAAUUUUUAG